Molecule: messenger RNA, 2778 nt
Organism: Vitrella brassicaformis
Lineage: Eukaryota; Vitrellaceae
Source: the annotation of a GenBank genome assembly
GGGAGGAGGCGCUGCGGAGAAACUGAGCUGUGUCCGAGAGCUCUGCUUUGCGGCUCGUGUAUAUAGCGAUGUUCGGCGGCUUCGGCCUUCGGCAGCUGCUAUACUGGGAGAAUCGGCUGACGAGGCGGCUCCCCAGGGAGAGGGGGAGAGGCAGGGGCGAUGAAAGCAGCGAUGGCAGCGAUGCCGACGAGACGCCCAGCGAGAGGGGCAGAGGGAGAGGGACAGCAGGGCCACAAAGCAAUAGUGUGCCACCUUCUUCUUCUGGUCGGCAGGGGAUGCGGCUCGAUGAACUCAGUGCGGACAUCAUUGUGUACAUCCUCGGGUGGGUCAGCAGGCCUGCUCAGAAGCCGCUGUGCAUCUGUGCUCAGGUGGGUAACAAAACAGACAGACAGACAGACAGGAGGACAUCUGACGUCAGAUGGUUCCCCGGUGUGUCCGUCUGUCUGGUCAGGUGUGUCAUCGAUUGCACGGCGUGAGCGUGAAUGAGGAGCUGUGGAGCGGCAUAUUCAGAGAGCGGUUCGCGCGACACCUCUCGCCCUCAGCCACCGUCCGCUAUCUCUCGCCAGACCCUCUGGUGCUGCCGCGCAGACGGCCUCUGCGAAAGAGAGAUAGACACGACAGGCGCAAAGACACGGGAGACCAGCAGCAGCAGGACGACCACAAGGCGCCCCGGUUGCUGCUGCCGAUCCCCCAGCGAGAGAGCUCUGCGUGUGGCCCUCCGGCCCCGCGGACACGGACGAUGUCGUCUGAUGCGUCCACGCCGUGUGAGGGGGUGCGCAGGCGGGCGGGCAUGCCCUGCACGACUUCAUGGAGAGGCAAGUUCGCCGCCAAGCACACUCUGGAAAGGUAAAAAACGGGGGCUGGGGCUGGGGAGAGAGGCGCUGGUUGCUUUUUUGCAUGAUAGACUCCAAGGCGACAUGUGCGGGCACUGUGUGUGUAGGAAGUGGAGUAGAGGUGUGUACGACCACAAGAUCAAGGGCUCAAUGGACGCCAAGGUCAGUCAGUCGCCCACACACCUACGCACCCACAGGCCUUCCUUCUUCUACACCCCAUGUGUCUGUCUGCAGGCGUCGGUGUUGGACGUGUCCUUUGCCAUGUCUGGCGCGCUCAUCCUGGCGGCCUGCCGCGACGGCAGCCUCUACCUCAUGUGCCCACACAGCGGCGAGCGGGUCAAGAGACUCACCCCACCCACCACUGACCCAUCGACCCACCCGUCCGCCACGUGCUGUGCGCACAUGCUGCCCACGGUGCCGACCACACGGAUGCUGGACCGGCUGCUCGAGAAUGGGGAGGCCGAUCAUGAGGAGGUGCAGGUGAUGGAGUGGGACGCCCCACCUCUGGUCUUCGCAGGUACCUGCGCAAAGGCAGGCAGACACACAGACGGGCGUCUGUUGUUGUGUCCACUUGUGUCCAUGUGUGUCUUCCUUGGUUGGUUUAGGAUUUUCUGACGGUCGGUGCAUCGUGUGGGACCUGUCGCGGCCAUCAUCGGCCAACACCAGCGACAACCAGAUAGUGCGGACACUCAACUGCCACCCCAGGGGUGUGUCGGCGCUCGCACUGGUGCCCUCCAACCCCAUGGCCACCCGCUCCCACGCCCACGCCCACGGCACACACAUCGACGGCAAGCUACUGAGUGGCGGGGCCGAUGGAUCCUGCUGCCUGUGGAGCGUGGGAGAGGCAGCCGAUGGGCCGCUGCAACGCUUCCACGGCCACACGGCAUCUGUGGAAGCCGUCGCGCCUGCACGGGAUGGCAACGGUGUCUUCUUCACUGCAUCGAAGGUCGGUCAGUCGGUUGAUUGGGAGGGAAAUGAUGUGUGUUGGCAUGGAUGCGUUCAGGACCGGCUUGUGCGGAUGUAUGACUGGCGAGUGGGCGGCACAAGGCCCGUGUGCGAGUUCCCCAAGCACAAGGACUGGGUCCUCUGCGUCGAGGCGCAUCCCACAUCCCCACACCUACUCAGAAGUGAGCACAUGAGUGAGUGUGGGCGGAAUGGAUGGAUGGAUGGAUGGAGACCGAUACAUAUCAUCUUUAUCUUUGCCUUUGUUGUCUGUCUGUGUCUGCGUCAACAGGCACCGACAAGCAGGUGCAUCUGUGGGAUGUCCGGCGGCCUUUGCAGCGUCUGCCGCUGGGCCCCCACGACCCCCUCCACAGGCACCGGCAGCUCAUCACGGGCAUCAGAUCCGACGCAUUUCGUUGUGUGUCGGUCUCCUUCGACGGGGCCGUCAAGCUCUCAUCACAGGUGUGCGUGUCUGAAGGCAACUAACGGGAAUUUCUCUCUUAAUGAAUGAAUGUGUGGGGCGGUGUGGCUUGGUUUAUGUGUGUGUUGUGGUCAGGAGGAUCGGAGCUGGCGCGGGGGUCAUGGUGAUGAUGGGGGCGAGGUGGUGUCGCUCACUGUGUGCUCCGACUGGGUCAUGAGCGUCGACUUCGACGAGACGCAGCUCGUCACAGGUGCGGGCAGUAGUAGAGGGCAGCCUGGAUGGAUGGAUCGAUGGAUCGAUGGACCCACGCACCAAUCGCCAUCCAUAUGUGUGUGUGUGUUUGUGUGCGUGUGCAGGCACUGUUGACGGGAGAGUUGAGAUAUUCACAUUUACCUGACUGGCUGGCUGGGGCGUAGGUAUGGGCGGAGGGGUGUCAACAGAGAUGCAGUGUAAUAUGACGCAAUGUACUGUAGUGUAGUGUAGCAAAGGGAAGGGCUGGCUGGCCUGCCAGCCUUCUCACAAGGGUCGAGUCGAUCUUAACACACACACACACACACACAUACACACACACACAUACACACG